Molecule: messenger RNA, 4007 nt
Organism: Mus musculus (house mouse)
Lineage: Eukaryota; Metazoa; Chordata; Mammalia; Rodentia; Muridae
Gene: Clstn3
Product: calsyntenin 3
Exons: 18
Coding region: 301-3171 (956 amino acids)
Biological process (GO): cell-cell adhesion; homophilic cell-cell adhesion
Cellular component (GO): membrane; lipid droplet; postsynaptic membrane
Molecular function (GO): calcium ion binding
Source: RefSeq, marked validated
GACGUCAUCCUGCAGUAGCGGGGAUGGGGUGGGAGUGAGAGAGAGAUAGAGAGAGCAAGCGAGAGUGAGGACGCUGGGCUGGAGACUGAAGAGAGAAGCUACUGCAAGUCCCCCAUCUCAGCCACCCAGCGGGUCUGAACACAUCUGCUAUAUGGACUAGAGUGGUCGGCAGGCUCCUUUCCGAUCUUGUCCCCCUGCCCUUCCCUCGUAGUCUCUGCAUUUCUCCCCCAAGGUGGCAUUAGCAGGCUUGAGGCUCCCAGGGGAUAGGAACGCCUGGCCUGGCGUGCUUAGCACCGCACCAUGACCCUCCUGCUGGUGUCCCUUUUGCUGGCCUCUCUGCUUCAAAUCAGCUCUGGCAACAAAGCCAACAAGCACAAGCCAUGGAUCGAGGCAGAGUACCAGGGCAUUGUCAUGGAGAAUGACAACACGGUCCUGUUGAACCCACCACUCUUUGCCUUGGAUAAAGAUGCUCCACUGCGCUAUGCAGGUGAGAUCUGCGGCUUCCGGCUCCAUGGAUCUGGGGUACCCUUCGAGGCUGUGAUCCUGGACAAGGCAACGGGUGAAGGGCUGAUCCGGGCUAAGGAGCCCGUGGACUGUGAGGCCCAGAAGGAACACACUUUUACCAUUCAGGCUUAUGACUGUGGCGAGGGACCCGAUGGCACCAAUACCAAGAAGUCUCACAAGGCAACCGUGCAUGUUCGGGUCAAUGAUGUGAAUGAGUUUGCCCCGGUCUUUGUGGAGCGUCUGUACCGUGCUGCAGUGACGGAGGGGAAGCUGUAUGAUCGGAUCUUACGUGUGGAAGCCAUUGAUGGCGACUGCUCCCCGCAGUACAGCCAGAUCUGCUACUAUGAGAUCCUUACGCCCAACACCCCUUUCCUCAUUGACAAUGAUGGCAACAUUGAGAACACAGAGAAGCUACAGUACAGUGGCGAGAAACUCUACAAGUUCACAGUGACAGCGUAUGACUGUGGGAAGAAGCGAGCGGCAGAUGAUGCUGAGGUGGAGAUUCAGGUGAAGCCCACCUGCAAACCCAGCUGGCAAGGCUGGAACAAAAGGAUUGAAUAUGCCCCAGGAGCCGGGAGCUUGGCUUUGUUCCCUGGCAUCCGUCUGGAGACCUGUGAUGAGCCACUGUGGAACAUUCAGGCCACCAUAGAGCUGCAGACCAGCCAUGUGGCCAAGGGCUGCGACCGAGACAACUAUUCAGAGAGGGCUCUGCGGAAGCUCUGUGGUGCUGCUACUGGGGAGGUGGACCUGUUGCCCAUGCCCGGCCCCAAUGCCAACUGGACAGCGGGGCUGUCGGUGCACUACAGCCAGGACAGCAGCCUCAUCUACUGGUUCAAUGGCACACAAGCUGUGCAAGUUCCCCUGGGUGGUCCAGCAGGGCUGGGCUCUGGGCCGCAGGAUGGCUUCAGCGACCACUUUACCCUGUCCUUCUGGAUGAAGCAUAGUGUGACUCCCAGCAAGGGGAAGAAGGAGGAGGAGACCAUUGUGUGUAACACAGUCCAGAAUGAGGACGGCUACUCUCACUACUCACUGACUGUCCAUGGCUGCAGAAUUGCCUUUCUCUACUGGCCGUUGCUUGAGAGUGCUCGUCCUGUCAAGUUCCUCUGGAAGCUGGAGCAGGUGUGUGAUGAUGAAUGGCAUCACUACGCCCUGAACCUGGAGUUCCCCACGGUCACACUGUAUACUGACGGUAUCUCCUUCGACCCGGCUCUCAUCCACGACAAUGGUCUCAUCCACCCACCCAGGAGGGAACCUGCACUCAUGAUUGGGGCCUGCUGGACUGAAGAGAAGAACAAAGAGAAGAAGGGGGGAGAGAACAGUACAGACACAGCCUCAGGAGACCCCUUGCUGAUCCACCACUACUUUCAUGGCUACCUAGCUGGUUUCAGCGUGCGCUCAGGUCGCCUGGAGAGCCGUGAGGUCAUCGAGUGCCUCUAUGCAUGUCGGGAGGGGCUGGACUAUAGGGAUUUCGAGAGCCUGGGCAAAGGCAUGAAGGUCCACGUGAACCCCUCGCAGUCCCUGCUCACCCUGGAGGGGGAUGAUGUGGAGACCUUCAACCAUGCCCUGCAGCAUGUGGCUUACAUGAACACUCUGCGCUUUGCCACACCCGGCGUCAGGCCCCUGCGCCUCACCACCGCUGUCAAGUGCUUUAGUGAAGAGUCCUGUGUCUCCAUCCCUGAAGUGGAGGGCUAUGUGGUGGUUCUUCAGCCCGACGCCCCCCAGAUCCUUCUGAGUGGCACAGCUCAUUUUGCCCGCCCAGCUGUGGACUUUGAGGGACCCGAGGGAGUCCCCUUGUUCCCCGAUCUUCAGAUCACCUGCUCCAUUUCUCACCAGGUGGAGGCCAAAGCAGAUGAGAGUUGGCAGGGCACAGUGACAGACACACGCAUGUCAGAUGAGAUUGUACACAACUUGGACGGCUGUGAGAUUUCUCUGGUGGGGGAUGACCUAGACCCUGAACGAGAGAGCCUGCUCUUGGACAUGGCUUCCCUGCAGCAGCGAGGCCUGGAACUCACCAACACAUCUGCCUACCUCACCAUUGCUGGGGUGGAGACCAUCACUGUGUAUGAAGAGAUCCUGAGGCAGGCUCGUUAUCAGCUUCGGCAUGGAGCUGCCCUUUAUGCCAGGAAAUUCCGGCUUUCUUGCUCGGAGAUGAACGGCCGAUACUCCAGCAACGAAUUCAUUGUGGAGGUCAACGUCCUGCAUAGCAUGAACCGGGUGGCCCAUCCCAGUCAUGUGCUCAGUUCACAGCAGUUCCUGCACCGGGGUCACCAGCCUCCUCCUGAGAUGGCUGGACACAGCCUGGCCAGCUCCCACCGGAACUCCAUGGUCCCCAGUGCUGCGACUCUCAUCAUUGUGGUAUGCGUGGGCUUUCUGGUGCUUAUGGUUAUCCUCGGCCUCGUUCGGAUCCACUCCCUUCAUCGCCGCGUCUCAGGAACUGGCGGACCUUCAGGGGCUUCCACUGACCCGAAGGACCCUGACCUCUUCUGGGAUGACUCUGCUCUCACCAUUAUUGUCAAUCCUAUGGAGUCCUACCAGAACCAGCAGACCUGUGUGGCAGGGGUGGCUGGUGGCCAGCAAGAGGAAGAGGACAGCAGUGACUCGGAAGCAGCCGACUCCCCCAGCAGUGAUGAGAGACGCAUCAUUGAGAGCCCCCCACACCGCUAUUGAGGCGCCAACCCUGCCAAGAGAGAGAGGCCUGCCCUGGGGAGACAGGCACUCAGGAAAAAAAAGGGAGAACGGCAUUUUGAGAGAAGAGAGACCGAGGGGGGAGAAAGAGCUCUUCAUUUGGAGCAGUCCUUCAAUCUCAGAACCCCAGGAGGCCCCACAGGAGUUGCCCUCCUCCUUCAGCCUGCCCCUGCCUUGGGCUGCCCUUCCCCUGGUGUACUCCUGAGGUGUCUGCCCCAGCUGGCUGCCCUGGGAGAGUGGCUGGAUGGCUUUGGCUGCCCUGUAGCCUACCUGUGGCAGCAUACUGUGCCAGCCAUGCACUGUAUUAGGGAGGGGGAUGUCAACAGCCUUGGUUGAGGUGGGAAUGCAAUUGAUGGGAGCCUGCUGCUGUGUCCUUCUCUACUCUGUUCUGUCCGUGAGGGCUUUCCUUCUGUUGCCCCUCCCCCUCCCGCUUCCCCUAGGAUCCCCUCGCCUCUAUUUCCAUUUCACUCUGGGGAUCCCUGCUCCUCCCUCUUCUCAGCCUCCUCCCUCUUUUGUCCUCUUUUCCUCUCCUGCCUGAGCAGUACCAAGGUCUUACUGUCUCUAUUCCUUUCUCCAUGGCCUGCUUUGCCUGGGUUGUGGGGAAGGAGGAGGAGGGGGACCCUGGGGGUGUAUUAUAUAUAGUGUAUAUUUUUUCAAUGUUGUCGUGAGCGCAGCUCCUGUGUUUCUGUGUGCAGCUCACAGCCUUGUAUGUGUGCGUGUGCGUGGCAUUGUCAUGUCCUGGGAUGAGGGUAGGGGGUGGGUGUGGUAAAGGAGGGCCGCACCCUAGGGUUUUCAAAUAAAACAACUAGAAAAAAGUU